Messenger RNA from Sphenostylis stenocarpa, 282 nucleotides. Lineage: Eukaryota; Viridiplantae; Streptophyta; Magnoliopsida; Fabales; Fabaceae. The record is from the annotation of a GenBank genome assembly.
AUGAAUCGGGAUCGGACAAGCGUUGCAGAGGGAGAAACGCUAGGGUUCAGCGAGCCGUUUUAUAAGCUAAACCAUGGCCAGACCCAUUGGGUUUCGCUUACUGCAUGCAGGAAUUGGAGCUUUCGAUUUUGUUUCUUCUAUCUAUCGCUGCAAUGUAAUGUCGGAUUCGAUUCAAGGUGCCGUGGGUUGAAACUCGAAAGCACGAGUGCAAAGUGUGACCAUACGACGACUAAUGAGGAAAAACUGGGUGGCAAGGCUGGGAGCAUGCCUUCAAAGUUGUGA